CCCCUUCACUCCCACAUGUGAUUCCUCUGAUCUCAUCCGUCUUUCCCAUCAUCCCCCUCUCCCUCCCUCCUCCCAUCAUCCCUCUCUCCCUCCCUUUACCCCCCUCCCUCUCCCCCCCCAGCGCUAGCUGGUCGUAGCUCCAGUAUCAUGGAGGCGGCCAGCGGUGCUGCAGCCGCGGCCGCCGGAGGAACCGGAACAACCGGAACAACCGGAGUAACCGGAGUAACCGGAGUAACCGGAGCAACGCCGGGGCUUCUGGGAGCCGCUUCGUCCUCCAGCGGCCAUGACGACAGGGGUCUGAGGGUUCGUCACCCGGAGUGUUGUCUCCUGGAGGACGAGGACGUGGUUCCUGAGCUGGCCUACAUCCAUCCCAGAGAGAGACCGGACUGGGAGGAGACCAUCAGCGCCAUGGCCAGGAGUGCAGAUAUCCCGGAGCUCAGGUCUGAUUCUCUCAUGAGGUCGAGCAGCAGCAGCUCAGCCAGUAUGAAGGUGAAGACGGUGAAGAAGCUCUGCUUCUCCAAGGCUCAUUUCCCCAAACUGGCAGAAUGUGCUCAUUUCCACUACGAGAACGUGGACUUUGGAACCAUUCAGCUCUCUCUGGGAGACGAGCAGAAUGAAAUAACCCGGAACGGGUUCGAGUCCAAGGAGCUGGUUUACCUGGUGAACAUUUACUGUCAGGGCCGCAGCUGGACCGUGCGGCGCAGCUACGAGGAUUUCCGGGUCCUGGACAAACACCUGCACCUUUGCAUUUACGACCGGCGCUUCUCCCAGCUAGCCGAGCUGCCGCGGCUAGACAACCUGGACGACCAAUCAGAGUCCGUCUCCCAGGUGCUGCUAGCUUACCUCGCGCGGCUGUCCGUCAUCGCUGACAACAAGAUCAACUGUGGGCCGGCCCUGACCUGGAUGGAGGUGGACAACAAGGGCAACCACCUGCUGGUCCACGAGGAGUCGUCCAUCAACGUUCCCGCCAUCGCGGCGGCUCACGUCAUCAAGCGCUACAUCGGCCAGGCGGCCGACGAGCUCUCCUUCGAGGUUGGAGACAUCGUGUCAGUGAUUGACAUGCCUCCCAAAGAAGACACAACGUGGUGGAGAGGAAAGCACGGAUUCCAGGUGGGCUUCUUCCCCAGCGAGUGUGUGGAACUCAUCAACGACAAGGUUCCCCAGUCCAUGAGCAACGCAGCCCCCAAGCCAGCCUCCCCCUGCUCCGGCCUGCAGCCCCCCCCGUCCUGGAGCCUGUUCCCCCCCUACCUGGAGUUGGACUCUGUCCUGCAGGAAACUGUAUGGGUGGCCGACCCGCUGAACCACUACAGCCUGAACUCAGUGUCCAGGAAGAACGGGAAGUUGAUCACGUUCCUUCGUUCCUUCAUGAAGUCCCGGCCGAGCAAACAGAAGCUGAAGCAGCGCGGCAUCCUGAAGGAGCGCGUGUUCGGCUGCGACCUGGGGGAACAUCUGCUGAACUCUGGAUACGAUGUCCCCCAGGUCCUAAAGAGCUGCACUGAGUUCAUCGAGAAACACGGCGUGGUGGACGGAAUCUACCGGCUCUCCGGGAUCGCCUCCAACAUCCAGAAGCUGCGACACGAGUUUGACUCGGAGCAGGUCCCCGAUCUCACCAAGGACGUUUACGUGCAGGACAUCCACUGUGUGGGAUCGUUGUGUAAACUUUACUUCAGGGAGCUGCCCAACCCGCUGCUCAGCUACCAGCUCUACGACAAGUUCUCGGAAGCCGUUUCCGCGGCGACGGAUGAGGAGCGACUCAUCAAGAUCCAUGACGUCAUCCAGCAGCUGCCCCCCCCCCAUUACAGGACCCUGGAGUUCCUGAUGCGGCACCUCUCCCGCCUGGCAGCGUUCAGCUACAUCACCAACAUGCACAGCAAGAACCUGGCCAUCGUGUGGGCCCCCAACCUGCUCAGGUCCAGACAGAUUGAGUCGGCCUGCUUCUCCGGUUCUGCUGCCUUCAUGGAGGUUCGGAUCCAGUCGGUGGUGGUGGAGUUUAUUCUGAACCACGUGGAGGUUCUGUUCAGCAGCAAGCUGAGCCUGCUGAUCCGGGACGGAGGUCCCCCCUCCCUGGCCCGGCCCAAGUCCCUGCUGGUCUCCACCCCCACCACGCGGCUGCUGAGCCUGGAGGAGGCCCAGGCCCGGACCCAGGCCCAGAUCAACUCCCCCGUCACCGACGACAGCAAGUACAUCGAGGUGGGGGAGGGGCCGGCGGCGCUGCAGGGCAAGUUCCACACGGUGAUCCAGUUCCCGGCCGAGAGGAAACGGGCUCCCAUCAAGUCCAGGAAGUCCCCGGUCGGUAGCUGGCGUUCCUUCUUCAACCUGGGGAUCAAGUCCUCGUCCGUCUCCAAGAGGAAGCUGCAGCGGAACCCGAGUGAGCCCAGCGAGCUGAAGGCGCUGGCGCUUCCUGGGGGUCGAGGCGAUACGGCGACGCUGCGGUCGGCCAAGAGCGAGGAGUCGCUGAGCUCCCUGCACAACGUGGAAGGUGAGUCCCGGCUGUUCCGUCCGCGGCGGCCGCGCAGCAGCAGCGACGCCCUGUCUGCGUCCUUCAACGGGGAUCUGCUGGACGGCCUGGAGGCCCUGAAGGCCCCCCCGGGGGGGGCCGAGGGGGACGACGGGGACGGGCCCCUCUGCAUCCCCGCCCUCAUCUCGCCCCCCCGCCCCGGGGCCGGCGAGGACGUGGACCUGAGCCCCCCCGACGUCGGCAUGGCGUCCCUGGACUUCGACCCCAUGUCCUUCCAGUGCAGCAGCGUCGGCCCCGACGCCCCUUUGGAGGGGGGGGCGGCCGAGUCCCCGCGGGGGCUGGAGGAGUCCCCGGGGACUCCCCCGGCCCCCCCGGGGACUCCGCCCCCCCCGGCGAAGGCCGGUGGCCUGAAACGGGGCGGUUCCUACGCCGAUAAACCCACGCAGGCCGUCCCCCCCAUCAAGAGUGGGGGGGCCCCUGAUGAGGAGACGGCCGACAGGGCCGCCCCGGGGGGGCCGGGGCGGCCCUCCACCCCCAAGGACCCGCCGGCCCUGGUGGACGAGCCGUCGCCGACGGAGACACUGCACUCCAAGAUGGCCGCCGUCGACGGCCCCCACGACCCCCCAGGGGCCUCGAUUCCCGACCCGUGGAAGGACCUGCCCCCCCGUCCCCUCGGCGCCCCCCCCCCUCCGCCCCCCAAGAGCGCUGCCCGCAUGCUGGCCCUGGUUUUGGCCGAGUCGGCCCUGCAGGCCCCCGACCCCCCCACGCCGGGGUCACCGGUGCCGUCGCAGGAGCCCGCGUCCCCCCAGGAUCCGGUCCGGCACCCCCAGGGCCCAGCUUGGCCCCCCCAGGACCAGAGCCGGCCCCCCCAGGUCUCAGCCUGGCCCCCCCAGGACCAGAGCCGGCCCCCCCAGGACCAGGGCCGGCCCCCCCAGGACCCGGGCCGGGCCCCCCAGGACCAGGGCCCAGCCUGGCCCCCCCAGGACCAGGGCCCAGCCUGGCCCCCCCAGGACCAGGGCCCAGCCUUGGCCCCCCAGGGGGGGCCCCUGGUACCCCAACACCCCGCCACAUCGGUCCCCGAGGCCCCCGGCUCCGUCACCAGGCCCCCGGACGCUGAAGCUCCGCCCCUGGCGGCCCCCCCCCCACCAACCAGCCCUCCCCGGACCCGUGUCCCACUUCCUGUUUCUACCAACCCGACGCCGUCAACCAGGACCGGUCCAGACCAGCAGCCCCCCCUCUCUGGACGGGUUCCUGCCCCCCCCAGCCCUUCAGGUGCUUCGGCCCCCCCGUCUGGUCACGGACGCAACGACGGGGAAGUCUCAUUCCAGCCUGCUCCCGAGGUGAGACCAGAGACUCCCGCUGCUCCUCCGGUCGUCCUAAAACCGCCAGAUCCCCCGCCGGCGGCCCAGAAACCCAAGCAGCAGGCGGUGUCUCCGACCCGCCAGCAGCAGAACCAGAACCAGCAGCAGCACCAGAACCAGAACCACCUCCCGGCACAUCCUCCCUCCCUGCUGCCCUCGCAGCCCCAGAACCGAACCCCCGUCUCCAAGGCCAGCGCCAGAGUCGCACCGACGUCCGCCGAGCCGCUGGAGAAGCCCUGGGAGGCCAUCAAACCGGUCCAGCCCUGUACCGGGUCUAAACCGGUCCAGCCCUGUACCGGAUCUAAACCGGUCCAGCCCUGCACCGGAUCCAAACACCACGACCCGUACGGACCCGGACCGCCGACGCCCCCCAUCCGGACCCUGGAGAGCAAGCUAGCGGCCGCCGUUCUCAGCCAGGCCGACGUUUCCUACCAGAUUCUGGACGAACCGGGCGGCCAUUUUCCUCUGUCUCCCUGUAAACCGUUAGCGCACCAGCCGGGCUACCUGUACCACGCUAACGCAGAGCUAGCCGAGCUGUACCACGCUAAAGCAGAGCUAGCCGAGCCUCAGCCGGCCUACCUGUACCACGCUAAAGCAGAGCUAGCCGAGCCUCAGCCGGCCUACCUGUACCACGCUAAAGCAGAGCUAGCCGAGCCUCAGCUAGCGGCGUGCUACCACCAGAGGCCGAUUCCCGUCGGCCCCCAGUCCUUCCCGCACCACUACCGACCCGACAACGUCUCGACUCACGCCUACGUGUGCAAGUCCGAGCCUCAGCUACCGUACCGCGCUAACCGCUACAGCACCUUGGGCCCCAGGAGCUACCAUCACUCCGUUAAGCUAGCAGGAAACCCCCAGGGCGUGUACGUAUCCGCCGGGCCGGGGCGCUACGACCGGAUCCACGGCUGCCCGACCAUCCGCCGGGUUCACUCGCUCCACGUCCCGCCAACGAUCCGCUCGACGCCGGUCCAGCGGACCGAGGUUCCCCCCGACGACGAGCUCUUCUUCUACCACCGGCCGGCGUAUCCGUGCUACCAGCAGCAGCCGCCGCCGCCGGCCGCGCAGGGCACCGACUACCACGUCACGCAGCUGCAGCCGUACUUCGAGAACGGCCGGGUCCAGUACCGCUACAGCCCGUACUCGGGUUCCGGCCCGGAGGAGGCCGACGCCUUCGCCACGAUCCGGGUCCGACACUUCCAGUCCUGCGGCGGCCGAGACGCCACCACCGCCGCCGGAGCCGGGCGGCCCGGCGGGAAGGCGACCGGCUACCACUACCUCGCCCGCUCCGUCCUGCCGCCCGGGAAGGAGCACAGCUUCGUCAGCAGGGACAUGCCGCCGGGUCGCCGGGGCAACGCCGCCGCUAACGCCGCCGCGGCUACGGGGUCGUACCUCACCUGGGACCCCAAGGAGGCCGAGCGGCUCCGGAUGCACUCGCUCCGCCGGGAGAGCCGCACGCGGCUGAAGGUCAAAGGUCACAUCCUCUCGCAGUACGACAACGUGGGCCCGUUCCCGCCGCUAUCGGGCUACGAGACGCUGCACCUGCGGAGCAAAUCCGACCCCGGCAAAGCUCUGCUGCUAGCGGGACACGACAGCAGACACGCCGACCCCGACGUCCUUGCGUUCACCGACCCCGACACGCUGCUCUACGGCGGCAAGGCCGACUCCCUCUCCAGGAAGUGCCCGUCGUCACACUCGGUUCCCGCCGGCCUGAGCCGCGGCGGCGGCUGCUACCAGCCGGACGGCUGCCGGCACGACGCCGGAGACGGCAGCAGAUCCAAACACCGGCAGGACUUCCAGAGGAACCUGCAGCCGCGCUACGACGGUCCGGACUCAGACGACCCGCCGGGCCGCUGCAAACCGGAGCGGUCGCAGAGUGUCCGGGAGGAAAACCGCUACGGCCAGAGCCAGCCGGACCCGGACCGGGACUACGCCUACCAGAAACCCGGCACCAAACCGGUUCAGUCCCACUACGAUAACCUGGACGAUUACCACCCUGGACCUCAGGCCCCGGUGCCCCUGGUACCCCAGCAGCACCAGCUGCCCCAGGGGGCCCUGGUACCCCUGGUACCCCCGGUUCCUGGACAGAAACAGGGAGGCCCCGGCUCGUACCCGGCCCCGGUACCAGCUAGCCUCAGCAGCAGAGCUUACUCCACGGCCCUCGGCCAGGGCGCCUUCAUCCAGACUGAGCUGGGCCUGCAGAGACUGGAGGCCCCGGUUCACACCGAGUGAAGGAUUAGGGGGGGUUAGCUUAGCCUAGCUUAGCGGUGGUGGAACAGCCUCUGGUGGUUAGCUUAGCCUAGCUUAGCUGCGGUGGAACAGACUGAGGGGGGUUGGCUUAGCUUUUAGCUUAGCAGUGGUGGAACAGACUGAGGGGGGUUGGCUUAGCUUUUAGCUUAGCAGUGGUGGAACAGACUGAGGGGGGUUAGCUUAGCCUAGCUUAGCCGCGCUGGAACAGCCUCUGCAGGGUUAGCUUAACCUAGCUUAGCCUAGCCUAGCUUUGCUGGAACAGCCUCUGCAGGGUUGGCUUAGCCUAGCCUAGCUUACAGCCUCUGCAGGGUUAGCCUAGCUUAGCCUAGCCUAGCUUACAGCCUCUGCAGGGUUAGCCUAGCCUAGUUUACAGCGCCUGCACGGUUAGCCUAGCCUAGUCUAGCUUACAGCCUCAGCAGGGUUAGCCUAGCCUAGCCUAGCUUACAACCUCUGCAGGGUUAGCCUAGCCUAGCCUAGCUUACAGCCUCGGCAGGGUUAGCCUAGCCUAGCUUAGCUGUAACAGCCUCUGGGGGUUAGCCUAGCCUAGCCUAGCUAGGCUGGAACAGCCUCUGGGGGUUAGCCUAGCCUAGCCUAGCUUACAGCCUCUGCAGGACAGGGACUGUUAAAUCCUCCAUAUUUUUUGCUCGUCUGUAUUUUUCAUGAAUUGUAAAGAAUAUUGUAAAAACUUGAUACAGGAAGUGAUGAAUGUACCCGAGUCCUCUGAUUGGUCGAGAGAGCAGCCAAUCGGGUGUUUGGUGAGAAAGACAGGAGGUUCUUUAACAGGAGCCGCAGAAAUGCUAACUAUAUAUGUAAACAGAUAAUUACUAGUUAAAGACU
Molecule: messenger RNA, 6900 nt
Organism: Cololabis saira (Pacific saury)
Lineage: Eukaryota; Metazoa; Chordata; Actinopteri; Beloniformes; Belonidae
Gene: arhgap32b
Product: Rho GTPase activating protein 32b
Exons: 25
Coding region: 148-6045 (1965 amino acids)
Biological process (GO): small GTPase-mediated signal transduction
Cellular component (GO): cell cortex; nucleoplasm; Golgi apparatus
Molecular function (GO): GTPase activator activity; protein binding; phosphatidylinositol binding
Source: RefSeq, a predicted model, not a curated record